UAACGGUUUAACCGCUGAAUCAAAAUCAAUACAUAACUGCGUCAACUCUAGCCCGCACUUCUCUAAAUUUCUAAUUUUGAACAGACGCGGAAUUCUCGCUAGAAAUUGCGAAGUGAAGCGUUGCAGUCCUUCAAAUUUCAAAGGAGAGUCUAAGGUGUUGCGGAUCGCUUUUCAGACCGCUUUCAUGGAUUUCUACACAGACAGCUUGCCGCCCUUCACUGGACUUGGGCUUGGUUUCAAUGCAGAAACACCGGGUAUUUCCCGUCUCCUUCUCUUCUAUACGGAAUCAGUGAUUCCAAAUUUGGAUCCGAGUCCCAUGUCACUCAUGCAUAACAUGCAAUUAUCUCUGUGACUUUGAUCAACGCAGGACCUCUAUAGGAUCAUUGUCAUCAAAUACCCCACGGUUUAACACCGCCCAUCUGGGAUGCCCAUUCACUAUAAUAAGACCGACUUUGGUAUCCAUACCGCGCUUUUCAUACCCACACCAUGCCCACCGUCAGUGUCGAGACCCGCAGCGGAAGAGUCGAAUUCAACUAUUACAUAUCCACGCCUGAAGAAACAUCUGCAAAAACAAUCAAGCCGCAUCUACCUACAGUCCUCUUCAUUCAUCCAGGCUACAUUAGUUCAAUCUCAUUCCAUUCUCAAUUCAGGGACACAAGACUCCGUCGAUUCAAUCUGGUGGCUCUGGAUCUUCGGUGCCACGGCUACACAACCGGCGCGCCUGUGAAGUCCCCGUACUCUACGGUAGAAGCUGCGGAGGAUGUUACUAGGUUUAUGGAUGCCGCACGUAUACCACCAAGCCACAUCGUGGCCCUCUCUAUGGGCACCAUGAUAGCCUUCGAGCUUGCCAUUUCAUUUCCGGAGAGGUGCUUGUCAAUAUUCCAACUGUCCCCGCUGGGACUUCCAGAGGCUGAUUCUUUUAGCGAAGGAUUUGAUCAGAUACAUGAUUUAUGGAAGGAGGGAAUGGUACACGGCGACGCUCUUAUGUUGCGAGACUCCCUCAAUGGCGUGAAGCAGUUUGGAUGGAGCGAUCGGGAAUUUGGUUAUGGUGCUAGGUCGUCUCCAUUGGUCGAUGCCACCAUCGAUCUCAUACUAGAAAGGGGCCGCGAAAUAUGGGGACCAUUUCCGGAAGGCGUAGAUCAGUUCAAUGAAACUACCGUCCGCUUCUUCGCAUAUUCGAAGCUUCGGACAGUCGCCGAGUUCGCGAAAAUACGAGUACCAGUAAUGUUGAUUCACGGUGGGGGCGACAUCGUCCAUGAAGUUGAAUACGUCAACGAGUUCGGAAAGUUACUUGAUAAAGCCGGUGUUUCUUGGGAGCUCUCUAUCAUACCACACGCGCCGCAUAUCAUAAAUUCCGAUUUUGGAGACAGUGUGAAUCCUCUUCUUCACGACUUUGUGAUUAAGUCAACGCGUCAUCCUAUGCAACUUUCUUCUCCCCCAAAAAAGGUCCGGUCGCCAUGGGAAGACAUGUUGCGUGAUAGAGGUUACGAAGAUGAUUCGGAUGACGAAGAUCUGAUAUAUAAUCGCCAUGGGCGGUAAGAUGUUCUUGGUUCGUAUGGACACAUUUUCUUGUUGCGCAGACUUGCUGCUUCACAUUUUUGCUUCACCUUGUACCGUGCAUACUAAUAAUUCUAAUACACUUGUAUAGUAAUAUCGAGAAUCAGUGUCGAGAGCACUAAUUUUUCAUUGAC
This is a messenger RNA of Marasmius oreades (fairy-ring Marasmius), 1691 nucleotides long. RefSeq lists its product as uncharacterized. The coding region runs from base 487 to 1539 and encodes 350 amino acids. The record is from RefSeq and is a predicted model, not a curated record. The transcript is spliced from 6 exons. Lineage: Eukaryota; Fungi; Basidiomycota; Agaricomycetes; Agaricales; Marasmiaceae.